Porites lobata is the source of this 2425-nucleotide messenger RNA. NCBI's taxonomy places the organism in Eukaryota, Metazoa, Cnidaria, Anthozoa, Scleractinia, Poritidae. The record is from the annotation of a GenBank genome assembly.
AUGUCAGCCUCAACUGACGUGGCACAGAGCACAUAUACCUUUAACUGGGACAAUGUUUGGCACCUGGCAUACGCAGUGAUAAUGAUUGCCAUUCUCUCCAUUGGUUUCCUUGGUAACGCCCUAACAGUGAUCAUCUUACGGAGGCACGAACAUGCCAGUAAAUCACUGACACCACUGAUGUUAAACCUCUCCAUUGGCAGCUUGAUUAUCAUCAUUCUUGGGUAUCCUGUGAUUAUAAGCCUUCUCUUGAGUGGGGGUCAAAUAAGAAAGGAGAACGCUACAUGUAUAUGGAGCGCUUUUGUCAACGGGACAGUCGGUAAGUUUGGGACUUACUUCAUUAAAACAAAAUGCAAUUUAGUUAACAAAGUACAAGAGAAACGAUUCAGAUUGGCCUACAUUUCUGAGAUGGCAAGCAAGAUGAGGCCACAUCUUAUAAUCUAACUCCUUAAAGUAGUGUUAGAUGGCUGGCUUCGACGCGCGUUUAAUAGAGAAGCUUCACACUUGACAUCCAUCACUGCUCCACCAGAAAGAAUGUUAGUGAAACUUUGUCUAACCAGCUGGUAUUCGUAUUUUUCAUCGUAUUUUGCACUGACCCGUGAUAAACCCUCUUAAAACAACUUGAAUUUGCCGGAUGUUAAAAGAUUUAUGGUAAAAAUCACUGAAACUCUUUUCAAUUUAAUUUUACUGUGUUGAAAUAAAUUCAGAAGGUAGUUAAACUGUUGUGAAUCUAAGGGUUUUCCAAACGUGUUUUAGUUACACGUAACUGCGUGCAUGUAGUCCUGAGAGUUAAAUUUGCAGGAAUGAGGGUCCGACCGAAGGUCCUUUGAUUCGAUUCUUAUACUAAGAAUCAACUUACGUAGACUCCCAGGGACUCCUAGGUACGUGUAGGAGAGAAAUCUGGGAACAAAGUUUAACAUCCCUUUUUAUACGAACCUGCACCUACAAAUUGAACCCAUUGUAACUGUGAUCUCUUUUCCACAGGAAUUUCGGGAAUCGCGACCCUGACUGAAAUGAGUGUCGUUAUCAACUACAGCUUGCAGCGUCUCAAUCCUAACUUUCGAUUCUCGAAGAGAACACUGGGAUUCCUUAUUGCUGGUACAUGGAUCUAUGGUAUAGUAUCCAUGCUUCCUCCUCUUUUCGGAUGGAACCGAUUCGCACCAGGUGGGGCUCAGAUAAGCUGUGGCCCUGAUUGGACAGAUAGAACAGCUUCUGGGAUGUCGUACAGUCUGAUACUGGUGGUACUGGGGUUUUUCCUGCCUCUGUUGGUUAUGUGUUCGGCUUAUUACAAAAUAUACAGGUAUAAGUAGCUUGAAAUAUAGUUUCAACCUAUGAACUCGACAUAGACGCAUAAAAUUACGGUCAAUCGUCCUUUUGCGGAAACCUCUGCAAUGCAAAAAACCAUCUCUCUUAUGACGGUUCGAUUCACAGUUCAAACCUGAGACUGCCCCUUCAAUUACAUUAGUAUCAGUAGCUGGCAGAGGUAUUUUGCAGAAGGUCGAAUGACUCUGACUUAUAGUUAUUUAGGGUUAAGAAACUGAGUGAAUUAAGAACGUUUCAGGUCUGUCUUUUCAGUUUAAUGACCCCAAAUGGAACCUGAUUCAUUCAGUUUCACUUAGCCUGCGCCACAGACGAAACUAAACUCUGGCUAAGUCCGUCUGCGAAACAGCGCCGAAAUCCAUAAUCCAUGUUAUAAACCCCAAAUGAGUACCAGGAUUUGAGUACGCGGCAUGAUUGGAUUGUUACAAAAGCCAUUGUCGAUUUGCCAAUCAGGUUGAAAGGAAAUUCGAAAUGCAUUUCCGGUACGAGGAUUUCAGCGCUCCUGUUCAGACGUUACUGACCGGGGUUAAAUUACGUCUGCGACGCAGUCUAGUUUCACUGAACUCAAAGUCAUUCGCGGCUUUCGGCAAAAUACCCCUGCCGAUCAGUGGAUCUAAGACGUAGUAACAUGUAGCAAUUCUUAACUUUCAGGCUCCUUCGUAACCGAGAGCUUUUUAUUGGUGAAUGUCGCCACUUCCAAGUGCGCCAAAAACUUUACAUGACCAAGCUAGUACGCAUGACAGUGAUAGCCAUCGCAGUUUUCAUGCUGAGCUGGGCGCCAUAUUGCUUGGUCAGCAUCGUGGCCGUCUUCAAAGGUAGCCAUGUAUUCACCAACGGCGAAGCAGAGAUCCCAGCGCUUAUGGCAAAGGCCUCAGUGAUUUACAACCCUAUUGUUUAUAUUGUGACGAAUGGAAGUUUUCGUGCAAGUUUUUGGAAAGUUAUUUCAUGCGAGAGACGGAACUUUGUGUUACACAUCAACAGAAAUGUCGCAGUGGUCAAAGGAAGUUCGAGGAGAUUCCAUUCAAGACGCAUGGCGAUCUUUUUUAAACCGCUGAAUGAAGUCAACGUAUUCACUGGUGCGUAUAUAGUGGGUCUCUCUCACCGCUGA